Python bivittatus (Burmese python) is the source of this 3937-nucleotide messenger RNA. NCBI's taxonomy places the organism in Eukaryota, Metazoa, Chordata, Lepidosauria, Squamata, Pythonidae. The record is from RefSeq and is a predicted model, not a curated record.
AUGGGCCUUGACUUAAUGAGCGCUCCCCAAGACCCUUGUGGGGCCUUAGGUUGCCAUCCUGCUUUCGCUCACAGGCAUGGAGCAGCCCCCAAGGACGACGUUUGCAGGAAUUCCUGCUUCCAUUUUGACUUGUGGUUUUAUUUCACUCUGCAAAACUGGCUCCUGGACUUUGGCCGGCCCAUCGCCAUGAUUGUGCUCCCACUGGAAUGGUUUCCCCUGAAUAGGCCGAGCGUCGGAGAUUAUUUCCAUAUGGCCUACAAUGUGAUCACACCCUUUCUUCUUCUGAAGCUGAUGGAGCGGUCUCCCAAGACCCUUCCCCGAUCCAUGGUGUAUAUCUGCAUCAUCGUGUUCGUCAUGGGGGCCAGCAUCCACCUGGUGGGCGACUCUGUCAAUCACCGACUGAUCUUCAGCGGCUACCAGCUCCACCUGUCCGUCCGGGAGAACCCGAUCAUCAAAAAUCUCAAGCCGGAGACCCUGAUCGAUUCCUUUGAAUUGCUAUACUACUACGACGAGCAUCUGGGCCACUCGAUGUGGUACAUCCCCUUCUUUCUCAUCCUGUGCAUAUAUUUUUCUGGCUGUUUCAUACCCCGUAAAGAACAACAGCCAAGAAUGCCUGUGGCUGCUUUACUCCUCAUCGGGCCCAGUAGUCUCUAUUACUGGUAUCUAGUCACAGAGGGACAGAUCUUCACCCUCUUCGUCUUCACCACCUUUGCCCUGGUGGCGCUCGUGAUGCACCAGAAGCGAAAGGGGCUCGUCAUGGACAGCAACGGCCGCUUCCUCUUCUACUCAUUCAUCAUCACGCUGGGGCUGAUUGCCCUCUGGAUUGGCUGGCUCUGGAAUGACCAGAUCCUCCGGAAGAAAUAUCCCGGCAUCAUCUAUGUUCCUGAACCCUGGGCGUUUUACACCUUGCACUUGAGGAAUCUGCACUCGACACAGGCAGAGAGCGUUUGAUGAUGUUACUGCCUUUAUUUUGGACAGUGGAGUCCUUUGGGCAAGUCAAUAGGGUUUGGGUGAUGCCCACAGAACAAAGGAAGGGAGGUUUUUCCUUCCUUCCAUCCAUCCACAGCUCUUGUAGCUCAAAGGAGUCCUGCAGCCUGAUUCUGUGUAGAUUCAUUUGGAAGCAGGUUCUACCAUACUGGGGCCUUCUCUCAAAUACAUCUUAACUGGGAGCAUAGCUCUAGGCUAUAACAAAGGGAUGUGGUUGCAGAAGGAAUAUUCAGAACCUGAACGGGUCCACCACUGAACCCAAUCCACUGAACUGAAAUUCCUUUUGCAUCAGGGUUUGUAUUUUUUCAUGUUUCUAAUCCUCUGUGAUUGGGAAGAUGCCUUGCCUAUGUAGAGUUUGUUAGAAUGGUGGAUGGAGAAGAGGGAUCCAGUAGACCUUGCAUGACUUUUGUUGUUCAGCUUGUCUCCUUGCUUCACGUUUUCCACCCUAUAUCAGGUGGAAUAAAUUACGCAAAGAUGAAGAUCUGCUUAUUUCAUACAGCUCAGUCUUGCUGAGUGCAGGAAAGCUGCUGCGUUCAGCUCUCAACCAGUUGUUGAUGGCUAUUUUGAUUGUCUGCUCCUGAGAUUUGUGGUGCAAGUAGAUAAUAUUUAGUCUAGUGAAUUUUGAAAUGAGAAGCAAGCACUGAGAAUUUUGACUUCCAGCCUCCAGCUCUAUGAGUUCCUGGCUUUUGCACUCGCUAACAUGAACAAGUUGCAGAUCUGGCUGGAAGAGAGGAAGACUCAGCCAGAGGUGAAAGAGGCAUUGCAUCACCUAUUGCAAGCAUGAGAUUAGGAGGGUGUGAAAAACAACGAGGUCUAAAGGCAGCUACCAUGUUGAAAGAGGUUGCCCAGCCCUGUAGAUUGCUUAGCGACCCCCACAGGGAUGUUCCUGGCUUUGGUGUCAUCCUUUUAGCAAAUUAUCUAUUCCCAGCAGAGAGUAAGAAUUGUGGCCCUGAAAUUGGUGACGAGCUCACUGAGAUCCAUCCAGUGUAGGCAAUGAAUUAGAUAAUUUUUCACUGAUGAAUCCCAUCAACCUCUUAACCAGUCAUAUUAUUAGUAACUCACAGUACUUUCUAAAAUCUUAACCAAAGGUAAUGGUGAUAGAACCAUCCAUUGUAUGGAAGAGAGCCCAUCUUGUGCUCCCUUUCUCUUUAAGAAAGGGGUCCUUGUCAGAAUGGGGGCUGUCAAAAAUAAACCAGUUUGUAUAUCUAGGCAAGCAGUCUGAAUGUUUUCCGAAGUUUAGGGGCUGGCCAAAUAAUGGAGAAAUACUCCAGAACCCAGCUUCACAAGGAUUUCUGGACUUGUGGGAUCUACAGAGAUAUCACUUGGCAAGAGGGCGAGAAUCUGAGAUGUGAACAAAGGAUGGAGAGAGGCUUGUACAAACUACUAACAACAUCCAUUUCUUAGAAGGAUUUCCAGAAUAGUUCUGGCAUCAGAAAUAGCAUUGUGGCAGCUAUAAAGACAAGAGGCAAACACGAGUAGAGUAUGGGUGUAAUCUGAUGAAGUGGAUUCCACAAAAUGAAUGUUACAACAGAUUAGUUGGCCUUAGAAAUGAUGCAGGUCUCCUGCUUGAAGGAAAAAAUGUAAAUGUACAGUAGGGGAGGGGGAAAGCCCUGUUUCCUUGUCUGCAACUUGUAGAAACAAGCACCACCCCCUUGCCCGCACCCUGCUGCUUUUUCUACCAGAAAGGAUGAUAAGAGCAUCUUUAAAAAAUCUUUAAAAUUAGAGGUGGUCUUAUGCUGCUGAGAAUUGGGGCAGAAAAGUGUUUUUAUGGGGGAGUGGACUAACCUUGAAUUCAAAAGCUAUUUUCUUUUGAUUUAGUGUGGGAAAUGAUAUAACAGAGGACUGCCUUAUAGGGCAGAAGACCCAGAGGAUGGUCCAUGGCUCGUUGUCUACAAAUUAGCAUCUCUCUGAUCUUUCUUCAGCAUUUGAAGGCAAAGGGAGUACAUUGACAAACCUCUGGAAGGCAAUGUCUUUCAAAGAAAAAUCCAUCGACCCAGACUUCCCAGAAUUUUUUCCUGUUGAAAUUAUGAGCUGUACUUUGGUCUGCUCCAGCCUUCCACCACUUGGACCCCCCCCCCCAGAUGUUUUGGAGAUCCGUUUUCAUCACCUAUAGUCAGCAUGGGCAGAUUUUAGCCUAACACAUCUGGAGAGGGCCUCAAGUGACAGAAGCCCAAACUACAGCCCAUAAUACCCAGGGGAAGAUGCAGGCUCACAAACAGGACAGGUGGUUGCACUAGUCAUAAGAGCUGUGGUUAAAAGGUAUUUUUACACUUCGGAUUCUGCUGUAACCAGCUGUCACACUUUUCACAACACAAGUGCUUUCUCUUUGCCACACACCUGCCUCUCUCCUCCCUUUCCUGCGCUCUCUCCUUCCCUCCCCUUGAGGACUCGUGUAGGAAACUCCACAUCUGGGAGAUGUGCAGUGGCAUUCCUUAAGUGUAAGAAGUUUUUCACUGAGACUCUUUUUCAGGGACAUGCACAGGGGAGGGACAAAAAAGUUAAGAUGACUCUCCAGUAUCUCAUGAGAUACUUCAAUGGACCAUCAAAGCCCUGCCCCUCAGGCCUCCAGUCACGUGGCUGCACCAUCUUGACUUUAACCCCCUUUCGGAUGGUCCUGCUUUUUUCGUAUCUUGCAAACCUGGGCAAGGCCUUCCUGUAACAGUUUGCCUUUCACAAUUCCACCUACGUACUCCAAGUGUGAUCCAGAUGUUUAUGUAAUGAGUUUAGUUUGGGCAGAUAAAAGUGUGCUAAAAUCCUUCUGGACAGAGUGGUUCAGUCUUUCAAAUCUUUGGAGUGCCAGGGAGCCUCUAAAUGCGCCAUAGAUUCCUUUGCUGGUUUUCUUCAGGAAGCAAGGAGUAUAAGUAACAGACAAGGUAAAUGGUGAGAUAAGUUUGUCAAAACAAAAACUGCAUUUGAUUUAAUUGUAAUUAAAGACAGAUUGUAUAAUUAG